GUAUAAAGAGGCAGACGCAGCAGAGAGAGGGAGUCGGAGGGAGGGCGAGCUCCUGGAGAACAUCUGCAGAGAACAUCUGUCGAGCGGCUGCAGGAUGCACGUCUUGGCUCUGCUCUGGACACUCGGGCUCCUGCUGAAGGAGGCGCAGGCCUGGGGCUUCAGGAACGGGAUAUUCCAUAAUUCCAUAUGGCUGGAACGAGCAGCCGGAGUUUACCACCGGGAGUCGCGCAAAGGCCGAUACCAGCUGACGUUUAAAGAGGCCAAGGCCGUCUGCGAGUACGAGGGAGGGGCGCUGGCCACUUACCAACAGCUGGAGGCGGCGAGACAAAUAGGUUUCCACGUGUGCGCGGCCGGAUGGUUCGACAGAGGACGCGUGGGCUACCCCAUCGUCAAGGCCGGCGCCCUCUGCGGCUUCGGGAAGGUGGGCAUCAUCGACUACGGAUACCGGCUGAACAAGAGCGAGAGAUGGGACGCGUACUGCUACAACCCGGACUCCAAGGAGUGCGGCGGCGUGCAGACGGACCUGCAGAAGACCAUCCAGUCGCCCGGGUUCCCCGACGAGUACGAGGACGAGCAGAUCUGCUCGUGGCACAUCCGCGUGCCCCGGGACCAGAGGAUCCACCUGCACUUCCUGGAGUUCGACGUGGAGGACGACACGUCGUGUCUGGCCGACUACCUGGAGGUGUACGACAGCUACGACGACGUCUCGGGCUUCGUGGGGAGGUUCUGUGGUGAUUAUUUACCUGAUGACAUCAUCAGCACAGGAAACGUGAUGACGUUAAAGUUCCUCUCGGAUGCUUCGGUCACGGCCGGAGGUUUCCAGUUACAGUACACGGCCUUCAACACGUCGGUGUUCUCACACAACUGACGGAUGGUUUUAAUACACUGAUGGAUCCUGUUGCUGUAUUUGUGAAGUUAUUGGUUACCCCGUGUUCUGUAAUAAAUGAGCCCUUAAGCCUCAUUAAAUGAAUAUUUCUGUCUAAUAAACUGUCAUUAAAUUGAGCUGCAGUGAAAUAACUAAAUACAUUUUUACAGACAUUUUGUGCUGUUUAGUCUUUUAACAGCUACAAAAGCAAUGAGUUUGGUAUUUUGUGGAGAGAGUUUGGUUUUUCACUUUCACUUCUCUGUUUUGUUUGCUGUAUUUAUACAGAUUUUUUAUAAUUCUUGCAUUUUGCAGGGUUUGAAUUAUGUUGUUAUUCACUGUUAUCAUAAAAAAAAACUUUAUUUAUGUAUUUAAUACAGAUGACAUUUAGAUCCAGGGGGUAAAAUAACAGGACACGUAAGAAAGAAGGCAAACCUCCCAAAUAGUUACACUAAACCGUUAUAUUUAACAUAAAUCAAAA
Scophthalmus maximus (turbot) is the source of this 1343-nucleotide messenger RNA. RefSeq names its product tumor necrosis factor, alpha-induced protein 6 (gene tnfaip6). The record is from RefSeq and is a predicted model, not a curated record. The coding region runs from base 95 to 868 and encodes 257 amino acids. NCBI's taxonomy places the organism in Eukaryota, Metazoa, Chordata, Actinopteri, Pleuronectiformes, Scophthalmidae. The transcript is spliced from 6 exons. Gene Ontology annotation, biological process: negative regulation of inflammatory response; cell adhesion. Gene Ontology annotation, molecular function: hyaluronic acid binding.